This is a messenger RNA of Sander lucioperca (pikeperch), 1293 nucleotides long. It is a transcript of the gene elof1, whose product is annotated as ELF1 homolog, elongation factor 1. Gene Ontology annotation, molecular function: RNA polymerase II complex binding. Bases 132 to 383 code for a protein of 83 amino acids. Gene Ontology annotation, cellular component: transcription elongation factor complex. The transcript has 4 exons. Gene Ontology annotation, biological process: transcription elongation by RNA polymerase II. The record is from RefSeq and is a predicted model, not a curated record. NCBI's taxonomy places the organism in Eukaryota, Metazoa, Chordata, Actinopteri, Perciformes, Percidae.
CGAUUAUUUCGACCUCACUUGAAUGCAACAAGCCUGUGUAUCACCCGUCCCUCUCUGCGGUACCCGGAUGAUCAAGUUGAACGCACAGCAUCCUCCGUUGCGAGCCAUCCCGUUGAUAAACAGAACUACAAAUGGGGCGCAGGAAGUCAAAGAGGAAGCCGCCGCCGAAGAAGAAAAUGACGGGUAACCUGGACGUCCAGUUCACGUGCCCGUUCUGUAACCACGAGAAGUCCUGCGACGUCAAAAUGGAACGGACACGAAACACAGGAAUCAUAUCCUGCAGCGUCUGCUUGGAGGAGUUCCAGACUCCUAUCACCUAUCUGUCUGAACCGGUGGAUGUUUACAGCGAUUGGAUCGACGCCUGUGAAGCAGCCAAUCAGUAGUCCUUUUUUUUGUCCUGUGACUCCUCCCCUUCCCUCUAACCUCACUCACUUCACAUUUCACCCCUGUGAUUGGUCGCCUAAAUCAGCUCCUGUUCAGCCAGCACAACGUAGCAAAACCUCGCCAGACAAUUGAAAUGUUACAGGAUGGUUUUUGCACGCCAGGCGUAAGUUAUAUUUUGCUCCAGUGUGGCUUGCUGAGCACGACGCGUUCCUCUGGCUGGGCCAGAGGAACGCUAUUUUGUUUUGUCUACGUCACAGCGUCAACGUUUUUAUAUGUCAGUGAUUAGCCUAUAAUACAUUUCGUCUUUUGUGUUUUUUUUGGUAAUGAUUGUCAUAUAGUUUGUUUUUUUAUGAUUAUAUCUCAUGUUUUCUUUUUUUUAGACUGUAUUUUAAGUUUAAAAUGCAACGGACUGAAAUGUAGGGCCACUAUUUUGUUUCGUCUACGUCACAGCGUCAACGUUUUCAUAUGUCAGUGAUUAGCUUAUAAUACAUCUUGUCUUUUGUGGGGGUUUUUUUGUAAUGAUUAUGUCUUAUAGUUUGUUGUUUUUUAUGAUUAUAUAUCAUGAUGUUUUCUUUGUUUUAGAAUAUAUUUUAAGUUUAAAAUGUAACGGACAUUGUAAAUGUCCAUCAGUGUAAAACAUUCCUGGUAUUCUUUGUGUUUAACAGAUGAAGAACUUAUGAUUAUUCUCAUCUUUAUGUUGUUGUAAUGAGAAGAUGGAGACACGAAUGUCGUGUGUUACUUUUGUGAAAGUAGUUUUUUUAGAGACAUAUUAAGGCUCUGACACACCAACCAGACGGCCGACCGUCGGCAGAAAAGCCAGUCGGACUGACUGGCUUCCCGAGUUGGUUCUGUGCCGUCGGCCUUCAUUUUGGCAUUUGAUUUGACAUGUAUAAUCGGCGGGGCGGGCAC